This is a messenger RNA of Daphnia pulex (common water flea), 1099 nucleotides long. Its product is annotated as glycine-rich protein 5-like. The transcript is spliced from 4 exons. The record is from RefSeq and is a predicted model, not a curated record. The coding region runs from base 144 to 872 and encodes 242 amino acids. Lineage: Eukaryota; Metazoa; Arthropoda; Branchiopoda; Diplostraca; Daphniidae.
CUCUUCUGUGAUGUAGGUCCCGGUCUUUGACACCAGACUCACACCUUACGCACGGUGGGCGAUCUAUAUAUAAACGACUGUUGCUGACCAUUUCAAACCACAGUUGACCAACGUUCUCGGUGCAGCUUGUUGAUCGAUUAAACAUGGCAAAGGUUAACAUGAACACGCUGAAAUGUUUUCUGCUUUUCGGAUUGGUGCUAGUCCAUGGCACUGAUGCUACCAAAGGAAAGGGAAGGGGUGGCGGCGGCUACGGAAUGAGCUACGGAGGAGGAGGUGGAUAUGGUGGCGGAGGACAUGGAGGAGGAGGGGGAUACGGUGGCGGAGGACAUGGUGGUGGUGGGUAUGGCGCUGCACCUCCACAAAUCAUUUACAUUCCUGCUCCUCAACCAGUAUACAUUCCCGCUCCUCAGCCGAUCCAUCACGCUCCUCCUCCGCCUAGACCGGCUCCUGUCCCUUCUUACGGUGGAGGUGGGGGGCAUAGAGCUCCAGGAGGAUCAGGAGGCGCACCAGUUCACGUUCAUGUUCAUUCUGCUCCUGUUCAUCAAUCGGCUCCUUCUUACGGUGGAGGCGCUGGAUACGGUGGUGGAGCGUCCGGAGGCGGUCAUUCCAGCGGCGGAUACGGUGGGGCUUCCGGAGGCGGUCAUUCCAGCGGCGGAUAUGGUGGGGCUUCCGGAGGCGGCCAUUCCAGCGGCGGAUAUGGUGGGGCUUCCGGAGGCGGUCAUUCCAGCGGCGGAUACGGUGGGGCUUCCGGAGGCGGCCAUUCCAGCGGGGGAUACGGUGGGGUGUCAGAAGCUGGAUAUGCUUCUGCUCCAUCUUUCCAGCCGCCUCCAGUUUCCUCUUAUGGUCCUCCUCCUCCUCAAGGAGGUUAUUAACUCCGCCGUUUUCCCUUUACAAAUCCUGAAUAAUCUCAGAAUAUUUGUCAUCCAUUGCUUGAAUAAUUUCAUCGGUCCUCAUAUAUAUUUCUUAAACUAUUUUCACUAUCGUCCUUGUCUUUACAGAUUUUGAGAAGUAUUCUUCACUACCGUUUUCUCAAGUGUUCCUAAUAAACCAACUUUAAUAUUUACUAUAAUUCCGAAUAAACAUUUCUGUGUAUAGUAGA